UUUCCACUCUCCUUUAGGAAUUAAGUGAUUUGCAGCGAGAUCCACCUGCCCACUGCUCAGCGGGACCCGUGGGAGAUGACCUGUUCCACUGGCAAGCAACUAUCAUGGGGCCUAAGAUCACCUUCCCUCACAGCACUUCAGGUACAGACUGGUACCCUGGACACAUCUGCUUGGUUAAGUCACACUUCUGUGCCUAUCUCUUUUGUUUUAAACCUUGUGGGCCUGUUGGAAGACUCUCCUUCAUCCCUGGGAAGGAACCAGCUCUUGAGCCGGACAGCGCUUAUCAAGGUGGAGUCUUCUUCCUCACUGUCCACUUCCCCACAGACUAUCCCUUUAAACCACCAAAGAUCGCUUUCACAACAAAAAUUUACCACCCCAAUAUAAACAGUAACGGAAGUAUUUGUCUUGACAUCCUGCGGUCCCAGUGGUCGCCAGCUUUGACUGUAUCAAAAGUUUUAUUGUCCAUAUGUUCUCUGCUCUGUGACCCUAACCCAGACGACCCCCUAGUACCAGAUAUUGCGCAGAUCUAUAAAUCAGACAAGGAAAAAUACAACAGACACGCAAGAGAAUGGACUCAGAAAUAUGCAAUGUAAAACCUUAAAGAACUCUCACUGCACCAGAGUACUGUAAAAUCUAGGUCUUUUUCAACAUUAGCCGUAAAUCCAGCGCUGUUUGCUGUCUCGCUGUACCAUGAACCCUUUGGUUUUUACCCAUUUUAAAUGUGUUUCUGAAGCAAGACAAAAACUUCCAAAAAUACCCUUGCGACUGUGAGGAGAGCAUUUCUCGUUCAUGUGCAUCGAGAAAGACAUUGAUUAUGCUUCCUGAGAUGCUUGGGCCUGCACCUCCAGCCUACAAGAUCUACGGCACAGCUCAAAAGCAACCAAAUUAUUUUUUGCUGAAACUAGAUGUUUUUACAUGAGAAAAUACUGUAAGUGUUGUCUAAGAGGUCGUCACUUUUAUAAAUCUGUAUUCAGGUUUCAUUCUUUGUUAGUUCACUUUAUAAUUUGUAUUUUUUUACUGUAUAGACUAAAUAUAUUCUAUGUAUGUCAGCUCGUUACCCUCCGAGAGUGCCGAAGCCCCAACUGCUGAUAAGGAAAUGACUUAACUGUGUGUCCCCUUAUCCUAGGAUGUUCUGUGGCUCGAUUGCGUAUUUCCUAAACCCCAAAUGAUCUUCACACUGUAACUCUCAGUAUACCGAUUAGGAUGGAGAAACACUUGUUUUGAUUCUGUUAUACUUGACUUAACUUUAUUGCAAUGUGAAGUAAUUGCACUGCUAAGUAGGAAGGUGUAUGACUUUCUUUGUUGCUCCACACUUGAAUUGCUUUCUGUGCAGGCAGUAUUCUACCGACACCUUUUACAGAUCUCACUGUACCUUUUUCCAUUUAAAUAAAAUGCUUUUUCUACUGCU
Molecule: messenger RNA, 1408 nt
Organism: Nannospalax galili (Upper Galilee mountains blind mole rat)
Lineage: Eukaryota; Metazoa; Chordata; Mammalia; Rodentia; Spalacidae
Gene: Ube2d1
Product: ubiquitin conjugating enzyme E2 D1
Exons: 7
Coding region: 105-593 (162 amino acids)
Biological process (GO): protein polyubiquitination; ubiquitin-dependent protein catabolic process
Cellular component (GO): nucleus
Molecular function (GO): ubiquitin conjugating enzyme activity
Source: RefSeq, a predicted model, not a curated record